Pecten maximus is the source of this 5729-nucleotide messenger RNA. RefSeq names its product PAN2-PAN3 deadenylation complex catalytic subunit PAN2-like. Lineage: Eukaryota; Metazoa; Mollusca; Bivalvia; Pectinida; Pectinidae. The transcript is spliced from 29 exons. Gene Ontology annotation, biological process: nuclear-transcribed mRNA poly(A) tail shortening; mRNA processing. The coding region runs from base 115 to 3924 and encodes 1269 amino acids. Gene Ontology annotation, molecular function: protein binding; nucleic acid binding; poly(A)-specific ribonuclease activity. Gene Ontology annotation, cellular component: PAN complex; P-body. The record is from RefSeq and is a predicted model, not a curated record.
CGAAAACAAUAAAAACCAGCUUUGGAAAAUUACGAGGGAGAGAAAGAAAAAUGACGAAUACAAAAUAGCAGCAGAUUGGAGUAUUUUUCAAUUCACCUAUAGCAUCCUGCAAACAUGGAUUUCAAUGGAAUACCAGUGCCUCAUAGUCAUGGUUAUCCAACUCCUCCACCAAUGGGCGGUCCAACUGACGUAAUGGGACAUGGAGACCCAAUGAUGGCACCAGGGAUGCUUGAGGAACACUUUGCGCCACCCCCUCAUGAUAACAGUAUGUACCAGCAAGCUCCCUCACACCAUGACAUUGGACCCUAUUCAGAGCUUCAAAGUAUCCUGGUAGAUGGAGGAGACAGGUUUGGAGUUUCACACCUGUGCUUUGACACUCAGGAUCUCCUGUGGAUGGGCAAUCAGGGGGGCCAUGUGACAUCCUACUAUGGCACAGAGCUUCAGAAGUACACAUCAUUUCAAAUCCACAAUUCAGAGGACAUUCGACAAAUUGUUCCUCUGGAACGUGGCAUCUUGUCUCUUACCCAGGGCAGUCUUCGUUGUUCACUCAGACGGGGACUUUCUGUAUUCACCUAUACUGGUGCCAAUAUGCACAACAUGCAGUGUAUGUUGAUGACCAAUUCUCAUUCUGUCCUGAUUGGUGGACAUCAAACUAAAGCGCUCCAGUUAGAUCUGGAAAUGCUUAAGGAAAUUAGAACGAUUGACAUACCAGAACCAGGGUGUGCUAUCUUCAGAAGUUCCAAUAAGUUUAUUUGUGCUGGCGAUACUGGUGGAAAGGUGACCUUGUAUGACCCCAACACUAUGAAUGCAGAACAUGUCUUGGAUGCCCAUAGUGGCACAUUGUCAGACUUUGAUGUACAGGGUAAUCUGCUUGUGACAUGUGGCUUUUCCACCCGUCUAAACAGUAUGACUGUGGACCGUUUCCUGAUGGUAUAUGACAUGCGUGUGAUGAGAGCAAUGUCUCCUAUACAAGUUGUCAUAGAUCCCAUGUUUCUCAAGUUCAUUCCUUCAUUUAGUAAUCGAAUAGCCCUUGUAUCACAGGCAGGGCAAUUCCAAGUAAUAGAGACAACGGCCAUGACUCCAUCAGCAAUGAUGAUGUAUCCCAUCAACACCCAGGGAGGGUUUGUCACAAGCUUUGAUAUUUCAUCGUCUUGCCAGGCACUGGCAUUCGGAGACACAGGAGGUUAUCUACACUUAUUUGCGACUGGAGACCAAGCAACCUUCAAUACAUAUCACCACGCCCCAGAGUUUGCAGACCAUCUGGAGCCUCUACAACAUAUUUCUAUCACAGAUGAGCUGACACCCAUGUCUAUCAUCCCAAUGGUCUAUCCUACUAACGGCACACUUCUGUCUGAUUGGCCUGAUCACCUGUGUGAGAGGGCCUACAGGAAGCCGAAGAAAAUUGACCCUGAAAUCUUGCGUACCAUGAAAAUCCAACACAACGUUGGUUAUGCUAAAAACCUAGGGAAGGAAUGUCGGAAUCAGACACCAUAUUUGAUGAAGACUGAAAAGAAGAAAGGAAAAUCUGGUAUCCCAGAGUCACCACUAGGUCGAGGUGAAGACCCCUUCUUUGUGGUUCCCAAACGUUUCAGGAAAGUAGAUCUGAAGUACUCCAAACUUGGCCUGGAAGACUUUGACUUCAGACUCUACAACAAAACACAUUUUGCUGGUCUGGAAACACACAUCCCCAAUGCCUACUGUAACUGUAUGCUCCAGGUGCUGUACUUUAUAGAGCCACUGAGAUGUACACUACUGAGCCAUCUGUGUGAUAAGGAAUUCUGUCUCUCCUGUGAGCUGGGGUUCCUGUUCCAGAUGUUGGAUAAACAGAAAGGCCAGGCAUCACAGGCGAGUAAUUUCCUACGAGCAUUUCGUACCGUUCCUGAGGCGGCAGCUCUCGGACUUGUCCUGGCAGAGAAUGAGGAGAACGAAGGUCACAUCAACUUGUCUAGACUCGUACAAAGCUGGCAGCGGUUUAUGUUCCCACAGAUUCACUCAGAAAUUCUUCAAAGAAUUCUGGUGGAGGAUUCAAAAGAGGAAGCAGGGGAGGGAGCUAAUAAAACAGAGGACGAAAAAUCUAAUGAAAAACCAACAGAAACUACGCCACCAAAGUCGAGGAAAAAGAAGAAAAAGAAAGGAAAGAAGAAAGGAAAAGAACCAGCAGAGGAAGAGGACAAAGAUAAAGGAGGCUCCCAGGGGGACGAGAAAGAAGUACAGGAAGCACCUGUUGAAGAAAUAUACGAGGAGACAUCAGUUCUGUCCAGUCUGAUGCACCUGAAGAUGGUGACAACAUUAAAGUGUCGGUGUGGCCUGGAAACCCUGAAGACAUCAGACAAUGCUCUGAUUAACCUCUCCUAUCCUGACUGUUCUCCACCAGGUCCUAACAAGCCACCAGUGAUGUUCACGUUUGCCCAGGUGUUAAAACAUAGCAUGAUGAUGGAGCAGACAACACAAGCUUGGUGCAAUGAGUGUAGUCGUUACCAGCCACACACACGACUGAAAGUUAUACAAAAUCUUCCUGACAUUUUGGCAUUUAAUUGUGGUCUGGAAAAUGUCAGAGACUUUGAAUUCUGGCUUAUUCAACAAAUGCUGAUCAAACAACAGAGAGAAGAGUCCGGGGAAAGUCUCUCUAGUACAAACUCCUCUCCACUAAUGUCCACCUCCUCCCAGGUUAUGUGUCGCUAUGGACGCUCCUGUACGAGGAAGGGAUGUCGCUUCAAACAUGAGCCUGGCCAUGGAGAUAAGGAUAAAGAGCCAGAAGAAGAUAUGAAUUCAAUCUGGAUUCCCAUGGGCCUCCGAGUGGAACUCUCUAAUGAAGGGAGGGUAGAAUUAGUGGAAAUUCCAGAUGAUGAGCCGUUGCCAAAAGAGGAAGACCCAAACAUCAAGUAUUAUGAACUGUAUGCGACAGUGGCCCACAUCAAGGAUUCAAAGUCUGGUGGGAAUUUGGUGACACACAUCAAUGUUGGAGAGACGUAUCAUUUCCGCAAGGAAAACGUGACCUGUACACAGUGGUAUCUCUUCAAUGACUUCUCGAUUACACCAGUAGAAAAGCAUGAGGCAGUGCAAUUCAACCUGGACUGGAAAGUACCAUGUACAAUUUAUUUCAUGAGAAGACAGGUUCAUAAACAUUAUGACAUACCAGUGAAGAAUCCAAUCUCUGCUGACAUAUUGUUUGAUGACGUUGCUCUAGUCAACCCACAACGAAGGAAAGUGUCAUUUACACCUCUAACUGCAGAAGAGCUUCCAAAAGAAGGGGACACUAUCGCACUGGAUGCAGAGUUUGUUUCAUUGAAUCAGGAAGAAUCAGAGCUGAGAAGUGAUGGCACAAGGUCUACCAUUAAACCAAGUCAUCUGACUGUGGCGAGAAUCUCCUGUAUUAGAGGGCAAGGUGAUAAAUGCGGGGAGCCAUUCAUUGAUGAUUAUAUAUCUACACAGGAACAGGUUGUAGAUUACUUGACCCAAUAUUCUGGUAUCAAGCCAGGUGACCUUGACCCCACAGUGUCCUCAAAGCACUUAACGACCUUGAAAUCAACGUACCAGAAGCUGAGAUAUCUGGUAGAUGCUGGUUGUCUGUUUGUAGGUCAUGGAUUGAAGAAAGACUUCAGAGUCAUCAAUAUCAGAGUUCCCAAGGACCAAGUUAUAGACACAGUAGAACUCUUCCACAUCCCACGCCAAAGGAUGAUCUCACUCAAGUUUCUCGCUUGGUACUUCCUCAAGCUGAAUAUCCAGUCUACAACCCACGACUCUGUUGAGGAUGCACACACAGCUCUUCAGCUGUACCUCAAGUACCAGGAGAUGUCUAAAGAAGGUAUGGACAAAGUGCGGGCCACCAUCAAGGAAAUGUACGAAGAGGGCCGUCGUAUUCAGUGGAAAAUCCCAGACUUAGAGGAGGAAGAACAGACUGAGGAACAAGUUGCUCUGUUGUGAGCAGUGUAACAUACUGGGAAAGUAAAAGUAGGAUCUGUAGUGUUUGCAGCAAGAUAACCAAUGAAGUGCUUGUAAAGCGAAAGAUACAUACCAGUGAUGCUGUGUGAUUUACAUGUAAAGUGAAAGUAACAUACCAGUGCUGUUCCUUUGUGAUUUAUUUGUAAAGUGAAAGUAACAUACCAGUGCUGCUGUGUGAUUUAUAUGUAAAGUGAAAGUAACAUACCAGUGCUGCUGUGUGAUUUAUAUGUAAAGUGAAAGUAACAUACCAGUGCUGCUGUGUGAUUUAUAUGUAAAGUGAAAGUAACAUACCAGAGCUGCUGUUUGAUUUAUAUGUAAAGUGAAAGUAACAUGCCAAUGCUGCUGUGUGAUUUACAUGUGUAAAGUGAAAGUAAGAUACGAUUGCUCUCCUUGUUGUCCACCACCACUUACCAACUUAAUGUACUCAAUUACUGGGAUUCUUAUUUAUUGUUUGGUAGCUUAAAAAGAUAUUGAUGUUAAUGUCAGUUUAAUUACUGUGAAAUUAUAGGUUGUUAAGUAUUUGGUGAGACGAUGAAAUAACAGAGUCAUGUUUCCCAAACAAUAUCUCAUUUGUCUACUUUUUAAGCAUAUGUUUGUUUACUUUUUCCUUGGCAAGUAUUUCAGCAUAGUGACUAACUGUAUACAUCACGGAUGUAAACGUAAAUAUCACUUUCGUCUGUAUCCGUAUUGUACAGCUUAUAACAUUUAUUGACUGUCAUGCUUUUAUCAUCCUCAAAAUUCCAGUGGUUGUUAGCUCACCUGGUCCAAAGGACCAAGGUGUGCUUAUGCCUUACCAUGGCAUCCAACAUCCGUCCGUCAACAAUUGACUUCAUCUUCCGAUAAGAAUUCAACCAAAUUUGGUAGGAACCAUCCCUAUACUAUGUGGCUGGGAUUCAAAUCUAUACAAAUGAUGGGGCUGACCCCACAGGUGCCAGAGUGGCAGGGUCAAAAAGUGUCCAUUUGGCAAUAUUGAUAUUAACAACUUCUUCUCUGGAACUAAGCAAUGUAUGACAUUGAUAUUUUAGUGGUUACAUCCCUAGGUGGCUUGGAUACAAAUUUAUACAUGGGCUGACCCCCCAGUUGCCUGAGGGGCAGGGCAAAAGGGAGCAAUUUGACUAUAGUAUAUUGCUAUAAACGACUUCUUUUAUUUUUGAAACUGUUGAGAUCCCCCUAACCAUAUAUACCGUAGUAUUGUUAGCCAUCAAAAGAUAAACACAUUCAUGCUGUAAAAAUAGGCCUUGGACUCUUUCUCCACCCCUGAAGACUUAGUUCCUUUGUUAUAACUUUGAAGCUGUUGAGAUCCCUACCCCAUAAUCUUAUGUAGCAUUGCUGGGCAUCAAAAGAUGAAUAUAAAAAUAGACCCUCACUCCAAAAGACUUAGUUCCUUUGUUAUAUCUUUGAAAUAUUUGCUCAAAUCAACCAGGUGACUGAUACAGGCCCUAUGGGCCUCUUGUAUUAAUGUACAAUGUGAAGGGAUGUUAAAAUAAUUGAGAUUGUAUCACUUGGAUCUUGUGUAUCUAACCCUUUAUUCCCAUUGUAAAUCUUUCCUAUUUUUCUUAUCAAAUUGUAUCAGGAAUAUGAAAUUGACAUUAUGGAAUGAUUGUAACUUGAAGUUAUCAAAGAUUAAAAUUUAUUUUCAACUGCACAUUAAUGAAAAUCAUGUUGAAAUGUAAAGGCCAAUAUUGAAAUAUAUUUGUUGUUAGAGAAUUGUGACUGAACUAUGUAUAGUGCUAAUGGAUAGAAGCCUGUGCAUGUAUACACACAAAUAAAUAAAAUAUUGAAAAGUU